Molecule: messenger RNA, 1222 nt
Organism: Sipha flava (yellow sugarcane aphid)
Lineage: Eukaryota; Metazoa; Arthropoda; Insecta; Hemiptera; Aphididae
Exons: 3
Coding region: 123-1001 (292 amino acids)
Source: RefSeq, a predicted model, not a curated record
GUCCUAUCUAUCAUACAGUUUUUGGGUUUCGGGGCGUCACAUCGUGUGCUUUCAGAACCGCCGCAGCUCGCCGUGCUACCGAUAUACCUAUCACACGUCCGACGAACCCGCCAACAUCAACCAUGAAUUCGUUGAGGAUAUGCGUUUGCUUGUUUCUGACCGUCGGAUGGGCCUGGAGCUUGCCCUCCGGCAUGGACUCCCAGGCCGUCGGCCACAACUCAAUCCAAGCCAAGGAGGACCUGUUGGACGGCAUCUACAGCGACUGCAUCAACAAGGGAUCCGUGUCUUGUAUCAAGUACAAGUUGUUCGCUUACGUUGACAAGGCUCUGAACAAGGAUGAGAUCAACCUGACCGAAGGCGUGACCGUGGUGAGGACGUCCGGCAACCCAGGAGACGGUGCCCCGCGAUCGUUGGACGGCGACGACAAGCCCAAGGACAUGGAAUCGAUGGUCGUGAAACGCGUAUUGCGUUACUUGAACGAACACUCCAUCAAGGUCGACAUCAAGGGAGCCGACGUGGUCAACGCCGUAUCCAGAACCGGCAAAUCCAUCACCGACACCGUCAGCCAAUUCCUCGGAGAGGAAGAAGACUCCGCCGACGACAGCCGUGGCAUGAAGAAGAGUAAGAAGAAGAGCAAGCACAUGCUCAUGCAACUGUUGAUGCUGUUGAAAGUCAAGAUGAUCGCUCUCCUGCCGUUCAUCCUCGGUAAAAUCGCCCUGAUCGCCGGAAAAGCCUUGUUGUUCGGCAAGAUCGCCCUCGUCUUGUCCCUGAUCAUUCUGCUCCAGAAGAUCCUCAGCAAACAGCACGAGAAGACCGUCACCUACGAGGUGGUACCGCAACACCACCACGACGUGCACGGAGGCGGACACGACUCCUACGGAAGCGCUGGCGGUGCCGACAUCUCCUCCGGCGGAUACGGCGGCGGCGCGUCCUCCGGCGGAUGGGGACGUAGCAUCGACGCCCAACAGAUGGCCUACAGCGGUCAAGCACCUCCUCAGUGAACGCCAUACAAACCAGCAGACCACGAGUAUUAAUGUAUCGCGCUCUCGUGCUGGUGGUGUGCACAGCUCACUAAACAGUCAAACACCUGAGACCCGAAUCAAAGUUCAAACGAGCCAUCGAACAACAUGCGACCCACGUCACGCACACAAACGCUCAUUAAUAUUAUUUGUACAUUACUCUUAUUUAUUAUUUAUAUAUAAUAUUUAUAUUGAUAUUUCAA